Molecule: messenger RNA, 743 nt
Organism: Chironomus riparius
Lineage: Eukaryota; Metazoa; Arthropoda; Insecta; Diptera; Chironomidae
Source: the annotation of a GenBank genome assembly
AUAUAAGCUCGUGUAACAAUUGCAGAGUAUGACAUUAUUAAUCGUGCUUUUGAAGCAGUAAGACAUUUGAGGAAUAAUUUAUAGAUAAGAUAGUGACAGUGGUAAAACCCCAAAAAGUAUUAAUAAAAUUAUCAUAAAUAUCGAGCAUUCAGCAAUAAAAAAAUAAACAAUGAGUGGAACUGAUAUGGCUACAAUUAAUCAACAUUACAACAAUAUCGAGCGUCCAUACGCAAAUGUGGACUUGUCGAAGCUACCAUCAUGGGAUUUAGUGAUGAACAUAAUGGAACAACAAGCACUUGAGGCUAGGAAGCAAAUUAUGGCAAGAUAUCAUGAGAAUCAAGUGAUGAUGCCAAUGACAGUCAAUAAUGUCGAAUAUCAUUCAGCACCAUACAAUUAUAGUCACACGAACAAUAUGAGAAACGUGCAAGAAAGUGACAAUAGCAGUUACUGCAGUGAAGAAAUGGACUCAUCACCAGCACAAUCGUCAGACUCUGAUAUCUCACAAAGCGAAAGUGAUAUUGAAAUUGAUGUAGACAGUAUUGAGGAAGAGAGCGACGACUAUUUUGUACCAUCACUCGAUAAUAUCCCAAUUACAGUUUUACAAUUGGAAACAAAACUUCGAGAGCGAGAUCUCCACAAAUCAUCAUGAGAAACAAUAAAUUACUAAAUAAACUCUCGAUUAGGUACAAAAUAUAGUCCAUAAGUUGUAGAUAGAAUUUUCAAAUUUUAAUUUAUAAGCUCAA